Saprolegnia parasitica CBS 223.65 is the source of this 471-nucleotide messenger RNA. RefSeq lists its product as hypothetical. The transcript is spliced from 3 exons. NCBI's taxonomy places the organism in Eukaryota, Oomycota, Saprolegniomycetes, Saprolegniales, Saprolegniaceae. The record is from RefSeq and is a predicted model, not a curated record. Bases 1 to 471 code for a protein of 156 amino acids.
AUGGCGUCCUUCCCGAAUCGGGCGCGCUGGCUCGUCCUCGCCGCCGCCAUUGCCGCUGGGCGGGCGACCGCCGCCUGCACGGGCAUGCUCAACCAAGUGGGCGCCACGUGGUGCGUCGCAUGCGAGCCAGCCCACUGCGUGCCCAUGCGCCACACGAUGGAUGUCAUUGUGACGCCGGCGCCAACGCCACUGGUCACGUCCUCGAAUGCGUCCACGUCCAUUACGGCCAGCGUCACGAGCUUUGGUGCGUUCAAGGACGUCGACCCGGCGAACGAUGUCAAGAACCUCAAAAUCAGCGCGUCGGCGUCCGGCCUCUCAACCUUUGGCUUGGAGAGCAUCGCCAACGUAAAAGGCCUCGUCUCGCUAACGCUCGAGUCGCUCACCUUAGGGCCCGGGACGGUGGCCGAUGCGCUCCCGCUCACCACCCUGUACGACAGCAAGAGGCGCGCCGGUUUAAUGUGCGUGGACUAG